This is a messenger RNA of Colletotrichum karsti, 1860 nucleotides long. RefSeq lists its product as uncharacterized. Lineage: Eukaryota; Fungi; Ascomycota; Sordariomycetes; Glomerellales; Glomerellaceae. Gene Ontology annotation, molecular function: sucrose alpha-glucosidase activity. Gene Ontology annotation, biological process: sucrose catabolic process. The coding region runs from base 1 to 1860 and encodes 619 amino acids. Gene Ontology annotation, cellular component: fungal-type vacuole. The transcript is spliced from 2 exons. The record is from RefSeq and is a predicted model, not a curated record.
AUGCGGCAGAAUCUCCUCUUCACAUCCCUCCUGUCGACACUGCUCGCCGUGGCCCCGACGACGACGUACGCACUCCCAGGAUUCUUCCCAGACGCGGCAGCAGCAGCUUCGUCGUCAGCAUCAGAACAGCACCUCUCACAAGAACUGAGACGCUCCGCCCACGCAGCCAGAAUGGCCAGCGCAGACCGCUCCGCCCGCUGGCGACCCCAGAUUCACUUCUCACCGCCCGCCAACUGGCUCAACGACCCCAACGGUCUCUUCAUCGACUCUGACGGCGUUUGGCACAUGUACUACCAGUAUGCCGAUAACGUGCCCGGAUCCGGCGUGAAGCACUGGGGCCACGCGACGGCCACCGACUUCUACAACUGGGUGGACCACCCGGUCGCCAUCCCGGCCACCGCCCGCGACGGCUCCAUCUGGUCCGGCAGCGUCGUCGUCGACAAGGACAACGUCUCCGGCUUCUUCCCGUCCAACAAGACCAGCGGCAAGGACAACAUCAUCGCCUACUACACCUCGUGGGAGCCCGACCAGGAGUCCCAGCACCUGGCCUGGUCCUACGACGGCGGCGAGUCCUUCAACCAGUACGAGAACAACCCCAUCAUCUCGCUCGACCGCCACGGCUUCCGCGACCCCAAGAUCUCGUUCCACCACGAGUCCAAAACCUGGGCCAUGGUCCUCUCCAUGGAAAACCAGGUCGCCUUCUACACCUCCACCGACCUCGUCCGCUGGACACAGGUCUCCAUCUGGAACCCCGGCCAGAACAUCGGCCUCAUCGAGUGCCCCCAGUUCCUCCAGAUCCCCACAAAGGACAAGUCCGGCAACACCGUCGGCUCCAAGUGGGUCCUCACCCUCAGCCUCGGCGGCGGCUCCCCCACCGGCGGCGCCGAGGUCAAGUACCUCACCGGCUCCUGGGACGGCACCACCUUCACCCCCGACGCCCCUAUCUCCCGCCGCGGCGUCCACCCGCGUCAAGACACCUCCUACGCCAUCCACGACUUCGACUUCGGCCCGGACAACUACGCCACCGCCUUCUUCCACUUCCAGGACCUCGACGACGCGAACCGCGACGCCUACUCCAUCACCUGGGCCGUCGACGCCACCUCCUACGGCUGCUGCACCCCGACCGACCCCGAGGGCUGGCGCCACUGCAUGGGCGGCAUCCGGCGCCACUGGCUCGACGCCGCGACCAACAGACUCGUCUCCCUCCCCGCCGGCGACCUCUCCGCCCUCGCCAGCACCACCCCCGGCUGGAACCCCAUCCUCGACGAGUCCGACGUCGCCGGCAUCGAGGGCUCCUCCUCCGUCAUCCGCGACUUCAACCCCGCCGUCGAGUGGUCCCUCACCGUCCGCAUGCCCAAGUCCCUCCUCCAGCAACAGGGCUCCACCGCCUCCGCCGAACUCACGUUCCAAGCCUCCCAAUCCGCCGCCGGAACGGAGAAAGUCUCCCUCGCGUUCCAAUUCACAGGCGCCGCCGACGCAGACGGCCUCCCCUCCGCGACCCUCAACAUCGCCCGCGCCAGCAACGCCUGGGACCGCGCGGGUACAUUCGGCGUCUCGGACGUACAAGCCCUCGAAUCCUCCCCUUCUUCAUCCUCCUCCAACUCGAGUGUCGAAUUCACACUGCACGGGAUCAUCGACCGCUCCGUCCUCGAGGUCUACGUCAACGGCGGCGUCGAGGCCGGCACCAUGCUCUACUUCACCGAGAACCCGCUCGACAGCAUCCUCCUCGCCCGCGGCGGCGACGGCGCGCAGGGCAUCACCUUCGACUUCAAGGCCACGGCGCUCCGGAGCUCGUGGGGCUCGUACGAGGAGAAGGCCGCGGCGGGGGCACAGGACAAGUGGGUUACGGAGGAGUUGUAA